Messenger RNA from Volvox carteri f. nagariensis, 1890 nucleotides. It is a transcript of the gene prodhC, whose product is annotated as proline dehydrogenase/oxidase. Gene Ontology annotation, molecular function: calcium ion binding; proline dehydrogenase activity; FAD binding. NCBI's taxonomy places the organism in Eukaryota, Viridiplantae, Chlorophyta, Chlorophyceae, Chlamydomonadales, Volvocaceae. The transcript is spliced from 8 exons. The record is from RefSeq and is a predicted model, not a curated record. Bases 1 to 1890 code for a protein of 629 amino acids. Gene Ontology annotation, cellular component: mitochondrion.
AUGCUGCGACUCGGUACACUUUUCCUCCGCAAUCCAGCCCCUUUUGCCCUUGGACCUACGCUGAUCCGCUUCCCGCCUUCCUGUUUCCCCCCCUACCUUCGCACCCGCUCCAUACCUCCUCCACGGCCUACCCUUCCCACCCUCAAGGACCAUGCCGCCAUCUUCGAGGGCCGCAGCACCAGCGACCUGCUGCGCGCGCUGCUCGUACUGCGCCUGUGCGCCACAACGCCCUUCGUGACGCACUCCGAAGCCCUGCUGGACUCGGCUCGCAGCCUGCUGGGCGACCGAAUCGCCAUGAGCGCCGUACAGGAGUCCUUCUACAAGCACUUCUGCGCCGGCAAGGAGCCCGCAGACGUGUGGGCGCGAAUGAACGCCCUGCGCGCCCACGGCAUCGGUGCCAUCCUCGACUAUGCGGAGGAAGAAGACCUGCUGAAGCACUGCAAGCCACGGCAGCAGGAGCAGGAGCAGGGGGUAACGGCGGCAGUUGCAGCGGCGAAGGAGGUGGAGGCGGGUGGUGGCGGUGCGGAGGCGCGCGCGAAGGGCAAGGGCCGCUAUGCGGUCAUCACGGCCCGGCAGCCACUGGGUGGCGAGACGAUCAUUCAGUCGCGGGUGGCAGCUCGGACGUAUGACCACUCGGGUGAGGACGACGAAUGCGAGCGGCACGCCACGGCCUUCCUGUCCGCCAUCGACACCGCCGCCACCCUGCCCGGUCAGGGCUUUGCCGCCAUCAAGCUCACUGCCCUGGGGGACCCGGGCCUGCUGGAGCACCUGGCGGCGGCGGUGGGCAGUGUGAGGGAGCUGUUCCAGACCUACGACCUGGACGGAGACGGCUACAUCACACAGGCCGAGUUUGAGGAGUGCUUCCAGAAGGUGGCGGCGGAGCAGGGCAGUACCUCCUCCGUGGAUGAGCGCAGUGAGUUGUGGCGGUGGCUGGACCCCGAGCAGCAGGGCCGCAUUGACUACAUCAGCUGGACGCAAAGAUUGAAUCUGGCCCACAUGCCCGAGCUGGCGGCCUCCCUGGAGCAGCAGGCCAGGGCAACCGGUCCUGGUCGGCCCUGGGAGCUGUCCCCCUCGGAGCGGGUGCAGCUGCAGGGGCUGCUGCGGCGGCUGGAGAGGCUCGUGGAGAGGGCGGUUAGCAAGGGCGUGAAGCUGAUGAUCGAUGCGGAGCAGAGCAGUUUGCGUCCCGCCAUUGACCACAUCGCCCACGAGCUGAUGCGGCGCCACAACACCGCUGCUGGUGGCGCCAGCGGCCCGGGGGAGGCGGUCAUAUUCGUCACGUACCAGGCCUACCUGAGGGACGCGCAGCAGCGGCUGGCGGAUGACCUGGACCGGGCCAGGAGGGAGAGAUACACGCUGGGGGCCAAACUGGUCCGCGGCGCGUAUCUGCACCUAGAGCGGCGCCGCGCUGCGGAGGCGGGUGUCCCCUCUCCCGUGUGGGACCACAUCGAGCAGACCCACGCGUCCUUUGACGGCUGUCUGGAGGUGCUGCUGGGCGCCGUGAAGGCGGGUCGUGCGGAGGUGAUGAUGGGGUCUCAUAACCAGGCCAGCGUAGAGGCGGCGGUGGCGGCCAUGAGUAAGCUGGGUCUGGAACCCGAGGAUGCUCCCGUGUACUUCGGACAGCUGAUGGGUAUGGCGGACAACUUGAGCUUCACACUGGGCCACCACGGGUAUAAGGUCUUCAAGUACUGCCCGUACGGCAGUGUUGAGAAGGUGAUUCCGUACCUGCUCCGCCGCGUCAACGAGAACCAGUACAUCCUCAAGGGCGGCAAACAGGAUGUGGCACUGCUGUGGGCGGAGCUGUGGCGGCGAGCCCUCCACGACCCCAACCAAUCCCCUCUGGCGCGCGUCCUGGCGCCCUUGCAGUCCAGCUCCUCCUCCUCUGUGGCCUGA